CCAAGUUUUACAAUCGUUCCAAAUUUCAUCCCUUAAAAUCAUAUAGUCAAACUUCUAAGAUAAAAAUUCAAUGAUAUUCUCACAAUAUGCAUUUUUUUUGGCAAGUACUUAUCCUCUUUAAUUAGUCUAUUUCUUAUUAAGAUAUAGUUUUCAGCUUUACGACAAGACAAAGUUAGCUUGCAUUUUUUUGCUAUACACAAAUUCAAAGCAACGUAUAAUUAUAUAUUAUAUAGCCUCUCUAACCAUAAACAAAUUAAAGAAAAUUUCUUAAGUCAAACACACCAUGAGAAUUAUUAGUAUUAUUAUUUCUAUUUUCCUCAUAAUCAAUCUCCUUGUAAGAGUAGAAUCAAUUAGCAGAAGAGAUUUUCCAGAAGGGUUUAUCUUUGGAACUGCUUCUUCAGCUCACCAGUUUGAGGGAGCUGUUGAUGAAGGAAACAAAGGAGAUAGCAUAUGGGAUACUUUCUCAAGAUUACCAGGGAGAAUUUUGGAUUUCAGUAAUGCAGAUAUGGCUGUGGAUCAAUAUCACCGAUUUCAGAAUGACAUAAACUUGAUGAAGGAUUUGGGAAUGGAUUCUUACAGAUUCUCCAUUUCAUGGCCUAGAAUUUUCCCAAGUAAGUUACAAUAUUUUCAAAAACCUUAUGUAGUUUUUGUGUUACUUUCCUUUUGUAACAAGUUAACAGAUGGAACAGGGGAACCAAAUGCAGAGGGGAUAAACUAUUACAACACCCUCAUUGAUGCUUUACUGGAAAAAGGAAUCCAGCCUUAUGUAACUCUGUAUCAUUGGGAUCUUCCACAGGUGCUGGAAGAUAAAUAUGAAGGAUGGUUAAGUCCUCAAAUCAUAAAAGAUUUCGAGCAUUAUGCAUAUACAUGCUUCCGAGCUUUCGGAGAUAGAGUUAAGCACUGGAUUACCUUCAAUGAACCUCACAACUUCGCUCUCCAUGGUUAUGAUUUAGGGAUUCAAGCCCCGGGAAGAUGUUCCAUUCUUGGUCAUCUUGUAUGUAAGAAGGGAAAAUCGUCCACGGAACCUUACAUUGUUGCUCAUAACAUUCUCUUAUCUCAUGCUGCUGCCUACAGAAGUUACCAACUACAUUUCAAGGAACAUCAAGGAGGUAAAAUCGGGAUAGCUCUAGAUGCUGUUUGGUAUGAACCAAUAACUGAACUCGAUGAAGACAAAGAAGCCGCUUCUAGAGCUAUGGAUUUUUCACUUGGAUGGUUUCUUGAUCCUCUUUUCUUUGGAAAAUAUCCACUCUCAAUGCAAGAGCAAGUAGCUGAGAGAUUGCCAGAGAUUACUAAAGCAACCUCAAACUUGCUUGUGGGAUCAUUGGAUUUUAUUGGCAUAAACCAUUAUACCUCGCUGUAUACGCGCAAUGACAGGACUCGGUUUCAUAAACUGAUUAUGCAAGAUGCUAUAUCCGAUGCCGCUGUUAUUACUACCGCAUACAGAAGAGGAGCUGCAAUUGGAGAUAAGGCAGCUUCCAGUUGGCUACACAUUGUCCCUUGGGGAAUCAGAAAGUUGAUGAAACAUGUGAAAUGCAAAUAUGGGAACACACCCGUAAUCAUAACCGAAAACGGAAUGGAUGAUCCAACUGGACCCUUUAUGACCUUAGAAAAGGCAUUAAAUGAUGACAAGAGGAUAAGAUAUCAUAGGGACUAUCUCUCAAACCUAUCUGCUGCUAUAAGGGAAGAUGAUUGCAAUGUGAAGGGGUACUUUGCAUGGUCAUUGCUUGACAAUUGGGAAUGGAACUUGGGAUAUACAGUGCGCUUUGGACUCUACUAUGUAGAUUUCAAAAACAACCUUACUAGGAUACCAAAAUCUUCUGUGCAAUGGUUCAAAAAUGUGCUCAGAUUUGAAACUGAAAAAAUUAGUGAUAUUUGAAUUGUUGUCAUACAUAUCAAAUAGCAAGUGUAUAUACACACAUUCUUUUUUAAGAAAUGUUAAAAUUUUAAAAUAUUAAAAUAUUUUGCGAAAUAUGUUUA
Molecule: messenger RNA, 1977 nt
Organism: Vicia villosa (hairy vetch)
Lineage: Eukaryota; Viridiplantae; Streptophyta; Magnoliopsida; Fabales; Fabaceae
Product: beta-glucosidase 25-like
Exons: 12
Coding region: 284-1876 (530 amino acids)
Biological process (GO): carbohydrate metabolic process
Molecular function (GO): beta-glucosidase activity
Source: RefSeq, a predicted model, not a curated record